AUGCCAAUGCCAGAAUCCAACAAUAGACGAUGCGCCAGCACCGCCCGCAACCACUGCCAGUGCAACGUCACAAUCCUGCUCCGGUUAGAUGCCAAUGCGCUAUUUGGCUCACCGCCCGGCAUAUCAAUAUCCACGCCACAUGCGUAUCUCACGCCAGCAACAACAACAACAGCCAUCAACAAUGACCCGGAUUAUGCAACGCCCGUUUGGCGAUCUACACCAAGUGCCACGCCCACCAGUCGUCCACCCUCCAUGGGACCAAUGGCCACAACAACAGCUCCCUACAGGCUGUCAAGGAGUCCUGAGGGGGCACUCCAAAAUUCACCACAAUUCCAUCCCAAUCAGCUGACCUCAGCACACGUAACGAAAGACAAUCCUACAGUCUGCCAACCCAGCCACCACCCCUGGAGUCUGAGGCCCGCAGGCCCAUGGCCUUGCCACUUUAAGGGCUCUGUCUACAUGGUUGAGAUUCGCAAUUGUCGGGAUCUUGUGGUGGAUGCCAAUCGUCUGGCGGAUACAAUGGAUCUACGAAAGGUUACCUUCGUAAUUGGACAGCUAGUGCUCCGCGAGCAUGCACUUAGUGUGCGCUAUGCCAGCAACAAAGCUCUGAUCGUUGAAUUCGAACAGACCAACCUCAAGCUAAUCGAAUCGCAUGCCAUCAAUGGCAACAUCGAGGAGAUCUCAUUCGUGGGCGGAAGGAUAGACCUGAUGAAGCCCUUCGGCUUCACCACCACCAAGGAUAGUGCCAUAUUGCUCAAGUUAGAUGGAGUAACCAUACAGCGGAUCGAAAGUCAGGCCUUCAAAAAGUUCGCCGUGGAGCAGAUGAUCAUCGCUAACUGCCAGUUCCUGGGCGAUCUGCCCACCCGAGCUUUCUACGAACUUGAGGUAACCAACGAGUUGAGUUUGCGGGGCAAUCAGUUUCAGGAGAUCCACUCCCAUGCCUUCUCCUUUAAGCUUGUCUCAAAGUUAAGCCUAAGUGAUAAUCACUUCGUAUCCGUGGAUGGCGAGUGGUUGGAAGCCCAAAUCCGGGAUGCAGUGACUAUAAGAGGAAACGAUUUUGGAGCCACCAGUGAGAUUGCCUUCCGCAGUCUCACCGUUCAUCGUUCUUAUCAGCUUAGUGAGCACCUGGAACUGCGUUUCCACAACAACAGCCUGCGAAGCUUGCGUCCAGGAGCAGAUCCCAGUGUAGAUCUGGCAAAUGGAGCGGAAGCAGCACCGCAGCCCCUGCGUUUCGACGACAGAUUCUCACUUAGCAUCCGGGAUCUUCGCUAUGAUAACUCCUGGAACUGUGAGCAGCUGGACAGGAAUGUUGAGCCACCAUUGCCGCGUGCUGACUUUUUCCGAAUUCACAGCGAUCAGCUGAUGUUCUAUCCACCAGAUUCCAAUGGAGAACGCCAGAGUCAUCACUAUAUGCCACUGCGAAUGCUGAUCACGGAUCAGUGUCGUGAGCAGAGCUAUAUGGCUUAUAUAAUCUCGGGUAGUGUAAUAUUGGGAUUACUACUCCUUCUGUUGAUCCUUUUGCUCUGGUGGCGAGUGGUGCAAAAGCGACGACGCCGCAAACUGGACGUAGUGCAGCCGGAACCGCGCACUUACAAGGAAACCCAGAUCGUAUACCAAAUCGAGAAUGCUGGCCUGCUAAAGACUGAUUUGUAGACAGACGCCAAGGAAAGACACUAAGAGGAAUGUUUAGGCAACCUUUGACCUCGAACAGAACCUCUGAAAUCAUAGAGACAUAUAGCUGAAUGAAGCUAAAAGAGGAGCGGGUGGUGUGGUUGGAAUACUAUAGCACCACCCAUCAUACGGAACCACCAAUGCGUGACCUUUCGCUGUACCAAAACCAUAGCCUACAGUUAGUCCUUAGAUAUCUUAUUUUAAUUAUCGUAAAUCGUAAAUCGUAAAUCGUAACUCGUAUAUCGUAUAUCGUAAUAUUUGUCAGUUUUAAGUGGCCCAUGUAAAUAGUCGCAUGUAGUCCUGGGAUCUUGCCCAGAAAUAUCCAGAUGGGUUAGCCAUAUCCCAUCAAAUACGUACAUAUAUAGAUAUAUGGAAUAAAUCAAGUUAAAGCCAAAAAGGGA
Drosophila eugracilis is the source of this 2072-nucleotide messenger RNA. RefSeq lists its product as uncharacterized. The record is from RefSeq and is a predicted model, not a curated record. NCBI's taxonomy places the organism in Eukaryota, Metazoa, Arthropoda, Insecta, Diptera, Drosophilidae.